AUGUUCCUUACGUGCUGUGCUGAGUCCACCUACUGCCUACAAUGUGAAAUCAACGUGGGCAUGCAGCAAUUGGCCAGCGAGAAACCGGGUGUGAACCGUGUUACCAUGCCCGACGAACCUGCUGCUGUUAUUGAAAACAUGUGCUCGGUGUUGGGAUGCGCGCACCCCGAGCACUACCUGGCCGUCCUGGGCCGAUUUUAUUCGUGCGCAACCCUCGCCGUUCAGCUGCUUGCAAUGAACGUGUACAUCCAGGGCAUCUCACUCCCCAUUUGGAAUGGUGUUUGGUAUGUUGUAUAUUAUGUUGACCCAUUUACUGGCUUUAUGUUGUCGCUUAUGUUCGAUACAGAUGUGGCGAAGCGCGGUGAACACUCCGCCGACAAAGGGGGCGUAUAG
Messenger RNA from Phytophthora nicotianae INRA-310, 393 nucleotides. RefSeq lists its product as hypothetical. The record is from RefSeq and is a predicted model, not a curated record. The transcript is spliced from 2 exons. Bases 1 to 393 code for a protein of 130 amino acids. NCBI's taxonomy places the organism in Eukaryota, Oomycota, Peronosporomycetes, Peronosporales, Peronosporaceae.